AUAUAUACAUCACUUCUCGUUCUGUUCUGUCCUGUUUGUUAAGGCUUUUCUCUCUGCUGGUUUGUCAGUUGACUCUUUGUUCGGUUUCUUAGGAAAUGGGGGAAGACAAGACAAAGGCAAAUAUAGGCAUCGUUGCUGGGUGAUCAAAUCACCAUUUGAGAUUGAGAGAGGAGGCCAUGGGAGGCGUUUGUUCGGGUGGAAAGUCGACCAUACGAGAUGCUAAGGAGGGGAGCGAGACCAAGGUUUCGCGAUCCCCAGGGAGGCAGAGGUUAACAAACGGCUCCGAUAAGCAGAAAGAGGUCUCCUCCUCAUUGUGUUCUGAUGGGGAGGCGAGUCAGAACGCGCUGCAAAAGCAUGAUGGAAGUAAUCUAUCAGUGGCGGUCUCAUGCAGAGUCAAGUCUUCUUCAACUGCCCAAAAUGGGCCGAGCAAGAUUGCAAAGAAGAGUGCAUUUUCUGAAAGGUCACGGAAUUUGAGCUUCAAGCAGGCUGUAAAAAUCUUGGAUACAAUUGGGAAGAGCGUCUCAGGUUUGAGCAAUGAAUUCAUCUAUGGCUUGGUAUCGAGAGGGAAUAAGAUAUCUAUCCUGGCCUUUGAGGUGGCCAAUACGAUAGUUAAAGGUGCGAAUCUACUUGAGUCCCUUUCAGAGAAUAACAUUCAGUCUCUCAAGGAUACUUUGCGAUCCGAAGGAGUCCAGCGUUUAGUUUCCCAAGACAUGAAUAAACUCCUGAUGAUUGCUUCUUCUGACAAAAGGGAGGAAUUUGAUGUCUUCUUACGAGAGGUGAUUCGGUUUGGAGAUCUGUGCAAGGAUUCCCACUGGCACAACUUGGGCCGAUAUUUCUCUAGAUUACAGUCAGACGAUUCAGACCUCAAGCCCCUGAGAGAAGAAGCUGAAACAACAAUUGGAGAGUUGAGUCUUUUCGCCCGGUAUACCUCUGAGUUGUACCACGAGUUGAAUAUCUUGGAUCGAUUUGAACAAGACUACAAACAAAAGCUCGAAGAAGCAAAGUGUUUCAAUCUUCCCCAUGGAGGAGAGGAGCUCAUGAUGUUGCGCGAUGAGCUGAAGCAUCAGCAGAAGCUUGUAAAGAGUUUGAAAAGGAAAUCUCUUUGGUCAAGAAAUAUAGAGGAGAUCAUGGUGAAGCUUAUCGGCUUUGCUACUUAUAUUCAUCAAAAGUUCAUGGGAGCCUUUGGAAGCAAUGGUCUCAUUACAAUGGGCAGUAGAGAAGAUGCUCACAGAUCUAAUAAUACCCAAAGAUUAGGUCCAACAGGUCUUGCAUUGCAUUACGCCAACAUAAUCAUUCAGAUUGAUACAAUCGCUUCCCGGCCUGCGUGCCUUCCACAUAAUAUCCGAGACUCGUUGUAUCAUGCUUUGCCAAGUAGUGUUAAGACAGCUCUACGUUCUCGACUAAAAGCAGUCAGUUUAAAUGAACGGUUUUCUAUUUCUCGUGUCAAGGCUGAGAUGGAGAAAACUUCAAGAUGGCUCAUUCCUUUUGCGACAAACACUAUCAAAGCUCAUCAGAAGUUUGGGUGGGUCGGAGAUUGGGCUAAUGCCAGCAAGGAUUCCGCAAAGAGCACAUCUACAAGCAACGAACCAAUCUGCCUCCAGACUUUAUACCACGCAGAUAAGGAGAAAACAGACCUUUACAUUCUUGAAAUAGUGGUGUGGCUUCAUCAACUGAUGAGCCUCGUGAAAGAGAGGGUCCAUUCAAUCGGGCCCUUGUCCAUAGAGUCUCCAUCCCACCAAAGGGCCCCAAAGUUCCACCCCAAAAUGCAGCAGUUUCCUCCUAUUAACUACAGCGUACAAAAACCAGAUCUGCCAAAAAAGGCUGAAGUUAAACUUUCUCAAGAAGAUAGGAAUCUCCUGGAAGAGGUGUGCCGAAGGAGAUCAGUUCCAGGAAUAAGCAAAAGCCAAUCAUUGACAGUUUCCAGGAAGAAAAGGAGGGGCAAAGUUUGUCCCUUGAGCAGGAGUACGGGAAGCUCACCAAGCCGGGAGAUGGGGGAGAGACCUGUAUCCAAACACCCGAGUAUUGAUGUCUUGGACUUAAUCGAUGGAUUAAAUGAAACUCUCAACUAAGCUUGAUCUUUCCCCAAAUUAAAAUUAAACUUUUCACACGAUGUAUAGUAUAGCUUCGUUUUGGUGAUUGUGAUUCUCUUGGCACUGUUAAACGACUCUCAAGUAUCUAUGUAUUGUAUCAUUGAGUAUACAUCGAAGUUUUCGACAUGAA
Molecule: messenger RNA, 2220 nt
Organism: Punica granatum (pomegranate)
Lineage: Eukaryota; Viridiplantae; Streptophyta; Magnoliopsida; Myrtales; Lythraceae
Source: RefSeq, a predicted model, not a curated record